AUGAUACCGACACAAUCAAUGAGCAAUGAGAUAAUACAUCCCACUUUACAGAGUAUACGUUCUGCGAUAGCACUCGAGGUAUCAAUAGCAUGUGCUAUCUCCUACGCCCACACCAGUCUCAGCGCACACAUCUCUACAAUGUCUUCCUCUUUCCAAAACUCCUCCGCAUUUCUUAUCGGAAGGUUUGCUCAGCUGCUUGGGAUCUUCGUCGGCUGGCGUUUUAAACCUCAACAAGGGAUGAACUCUUGUGACAGUCUUGGAUCCCAGAAGAGGGAUAGGUCUGUUUCUUUAAAGCCGUUGGGCAAAGCACGUUGA
Nezara viridula (southern green stink bug) is the source of this 315-nucleotide messenger RNA. The record is from the annotation of a GenBank genome assembly. Lineage: Eukaryota; Metazoa; Arthropoda; Insecta; Hemiptera; Pentatomidae.